Messenger RNA from Scomber japonicus (chub mackerel), 3176 nucleotides. RefSeq lists its product as uncharacterized. The transcript has 5 exons. Lineage: Eukaryota; Metazoa; Chordata; Actinopteri; Scombriformes; Scombridae. The record is from RefSeq and is a predicted model, not a curated record. The coding region runs from base 643 to 2613 and encodes 656 amino acids. Gene Ontology annotation, molecular function: protein binding.
UUUUUCAAAUGUAUAAUAGAUGUUUAACACGCAUAAUAUCAAAGAGGGAGCGGGUGAGGUUUUAAUUUUUCGAGUGUCCGAAAACGAAUCCGUUCCAAAACAAUCGUCACGAGCUAAAGGUCAGCCAAUCAGAUGGGCGGAAGUUUAACGUUUCGGUAAUCCGGUUCAGACAUGACAAGUGCGGCCGACUCAACCUGACCUCACUCCUGAUUUUUCUGCCCUGCGGGGUCUAAAAACUACACUUUGCACCGUUUCACCACCGAGCCGGACCGCGUGUGGUGCCUGCCGUGGUGGGCCGAUGCGUGUUACGACUGGGCGCUUUUGUGCAGGAGGAGCUUUUUUCCCCCUUUUUGUGAGCUAGUUUGGUCGGUCAGUCAGCGGGGAUGUUGUGCGUGGGGGAGCGGGAUGAGCAGCGAGUAGCCUGACGCGUCCUCUCACCGCAGGCCGGACGGACUGUUUCAGCAGAGACCGGAGGAGCCAGAUACCCAGACACCCAGAUGGGAGCCAGGAAAGCACCGGGAAGCUAGUGCUAAUAAACGGGGUGCUUGGAUACAGAUAGCCCUGCUCCAAACUGCCUCACCAAUUCCUGCUGGAAGUGAGACCCGACCAGCCUUCACGGUGGAAACUAGAAGAAGAGCAAAGAUGAAUGCCGUGCGGGGGGGCACAGUCACCUGGCGUCCCCAGCCAUGGCAGGAUGGGGAUGGGGGAGGAGGGGAGCCUCUAUCAGACAGCGACUCAGAGGAGGAGGACUUCCCAGAUGACAGCACCACACCUUUAGGAGACUACAUCACACAUGGAUUGAAGCAGCUCCUGGAUGCUCAGCAGCUGUGUGAUGUUACUCUGCUCGUUGAGGGGAAAAAGUUCAUGUGUCACAGAGUCCUCUUGGCGGCUGUGAGCCCAUACUUCAGGGCCAUGUUCACCAGUCCUCUGGUGGAGUCUCGUCUCACUGAGAUUCGACUGGAGGAAGUGACGCCGUCUGUGAUGGAGACAGUCAUCCAGUUUGUGUACACCGGGGAGGCGGGUCUCUCUCUGGACACGGCUGAGGAUCUGUUUGUGGCUGCCAACCGGCUUCAGGUCAUGCCCCUGCAAGACCUGUGUUCCAGGUUUCUAUUUGAGCACCUCUCAGUGGAUAACUGUCUGGGGAUGUACUCUCUGGCUCGCUCUCACCACGAUCAGCUGCUGCUGCGUGCCUCCCUGAGGCUGGUAGCACAGCACUUCCCCCGGGUGGCCCGGCAGAAAGACUUCCUGCUGCUAGACCACGGCACUUUAGGCAGCCUGCUAAGCUCCGACCGCCUGGGGGUGGAUUCAGAGGCGGAGGUGUACGACGCUGCACGCCGCUGGGCAGAGCACCAGCCCCUGGACCGCUACGCCCACAUGCCAGCACUGCUUCACCACCUGCGUCCGGGACUGCUGUCACAGGAAGAGAGCCGAAGACUGAGCCAGGAGUUGGGCCCCGCCGCAGCUGGAGAGGGCCUUGGGGGGCCUCUAAGACCACGGGAGGGCAUGUUUGAGAAAAAAAUAGUGUGUGUGGACCUGACACCUCGGGAAGAUGAGAAUUUAGCUGCCAGAGACUACACAGUGGACUGCUUUGAUCCUCGGACAGGGAAGUGGGAGAAGUUAGCAGCGUUGGGUUCGCUGGUCAGUCCUGGCUGCACAGCUGUGGGUGACAGGCUGUUUGUAGCUGGAGGGAUUCUACGGACAGGCUCUGUGUCUGCAGCCGUGCAUGAAUACGAUGCUGUGUUGGACCGCUGGAUAGAGAGGCCUUCGAUGGCCCAGCCCCGGGCUAUGCUUGGCCUGCUGGGCUGUGGGGACUCACUCUAUGCCUUGGGUGGCAGUAACCGCUCAGCCCUUCUGGACUCCAGUGAGAUCCUGGAGCUGUCUACACUCCAAUGGGCUCCCGGGCCGCGGUUACCGCUCCCUCUGCGUGCUUUUGCCUGCGCAGCGCUGCGCGGACGACUCUACCUUCUGGGUGGAACCACACUGGAACAGAACCGGGCUGUGGUUCACUCAGUGGUUCACUCAGGGGUGCUUAUUUAUCACACCCUGACAGACUGCUGGACACGUGUGGCACUGGACUCCGGUGCCACCUGCCUCGCUGGUGGUGUAGCAGUGCGAGGAGGAGUCUGCGCCAUAGGGGGAUACAUGAGGGACACCACCAAGUUCCUGGAUGGAAACUACACCAACCUGGAGACUUUAGACGCCACAGGGCGCGUGCUGUUUUUCAGAGAGGGCCGGGGGUCUGGAGUAGAGAGGGAAGUGACCGGGGGAGGGGUGAUGGUCACCGCAGAGCAGCGGGGCGGUGCAGGUGGCGGAAGCGACCGAGCCCCAAGCCCUGUGGUUUUUCCUGGGCUGCCAAGGCGGAUCGCAGCUGGGGGGGUGGCCAGGUGGAAACGGAGGAUUUACGUGCUGGGCGGGGAAAACGGCUCGCGGUUCUACGACAGCGUGUACUGCUGGAAGCCCGGCUGGCGCAGCUGGGUCCAGAGACGUGAGAAACUCCCCGGAGACACUGGAGGGGUGAGCCAGUUCGGGUGCACCACUUUAAAAUUCCCCAAGAAACACAUCCUGUCCAGACUGAGACUAGCCAAAGAAAACUGCAAGAAGGCGGCUGACUAGCGCUAGAGGGAGACAAGCCGAGGCAGCCGUUCAUGGAACGCAGACAUGAGCUCUGGGCUGAGUUUGAAUUAGCUCCUCCAUGACCUCAAGAAAUGUUGGUGUUGAAUUGAACUCACAAGGAAAAGACCAUUUUAUACAAUCCGAGAGCAGCCACACAGUCGGCCAACCAUGGACUCAAUGCAAACAGAUCAUGUUCAUUUUGUUAUAGCAGAUUAUCAGAUGUACAGGCAGAUAGCAUGUGGGGACAGAAACGUGGUCAAAGUCAGGCAACACACACCUGAAUGUAACCUAAUUUCUAUUUCUCAGAACAACAAAGUCCUUAAGUGAGAAAAAAAAGGGCCCCUUUUAAAAUUGUUUUCUCAACGUGUAACAUUAUUUUCAGCUUUUUUUUGCCGGUGUAAUAUUUUUGCCAGGAAAGUCAAAGCAGCAGCCUCUAGGUUAGUCACAAACAUAUGCACAUUACAGACUGCUAUGUUCCACUUUCAACAAAACUUAUUAGAAACUGAAACGCAGACAUUCGAUGUAGGAUAAAUGCGUAGGCUUGUGUUGUUUACUUCUGAAAU